GUCACCGGUCACCGACUGUCAGUCAGCCCGUUGUUAGAGCGAUAUGUUGCUGCUGCUGCGGGCACAGCGGCGUUAAAACGGCACUUUAUCUCAAACGGGACUUCAAUAUGUAUUAAGACGGCGUUACCACCAUCAUAAAUUAACAGUAUUAAGGUGUCAGCCUCCAUGCCAGGCUUCAUAUGUACAUUAUCCUGAAUGCUGGUCCAGGAGGUGAACAAUAAAUCAUGUUCUUGUGAGGAGAGAACAUAAAAGAUGCAGUCUUCAAACCACCGGCUGAGGGACCUGGAGCAGCACCACCCGCUGCUGUCGGCAGGAGCAGAUGUGGAGGCAGGGAGCCUGGCAGCGGGGGUGAUAGUCGGGGGUCCCAAUGCAGGCCACGCCGGGGGGGCCCGCACACUGUGGUUCAUCCAGGACAGCUGUGGGAUGGUGUGUGCCGGCAUCACCUGGUUCCUGGUGCUGUACGCUGAGUUUGUGGUGAACUUUGUCAUGUUGCUGCCCAGCAAGAACUUCUGGUACUCGCUGCUGAACGGGGCCACCUUCAACUCCCUGGCUGUGCUCGCUUUGGCCUCACACCUGCGCACCAUGUUGUCCGACCCGGUGCGCACCGUGGGCCUCAAUUCUAUCCCAACCCCGAUGGUCCCUAUUUGUAAAAGAUGUAUCCGGAAGAUGGAUCACCACUGUCCCUGGGUCAAUAACUGCGUGGGAGAAAAGAAUCAGAGGUUCUUUGUACUUUUCACUAUGUACAUAUCAUUGAUUUCUGCCCAUGCCCUGGGGCUCAGUGGUAUGCACUUCUUCACCUGUAUUAAAGUCCAGUGGAACGGUAAGCUGCCUCUUUGUGUCGACGUUGACAUGUGUUUUAGUCAGAAUGACAAGCGCAGGAUGUCACAGAGAUGA
Messenger RNA from Notothenia coriiceps (black rockcod), 894 nucleotides. Its product is annotated as palmitoyltransferase ZDHHC7-like. Gene Ontology annotation, molecular function: protein-cysteine S-palmitoyltransferase activity. Gene Ontology annotation, biological process: protein targeting to membrane; peptidyl-L-cysteine S-palmitoylation. The coding region runs from base 253 to 894 and encodes 213 amino acids. Lineage: Eukaryota; Metazoa; Chordata; Actinopteri; Perciformes; Nototheniidae. The record is from RefSeq and is a predicted model, not a curated record. Gene Ontology annotation, cellular component: endoplasmic reticulum; Golgi apparatus. The transcript is spliced from 6 exons.